AAUAAGGCAAUAACUUUUGUCUGCACGAUUGGUAGUGAAUGGGUACCGAACAUCUCUUGUUUCCCACUCUUCCCUUCUAUACUGCACUCUCUUCGCUCUUGGAAUUGGUUGAGGGGGAGAAUGCACUGCGGUAGGGAGGUGAUGAAGUUGCUGCUGUUGAGGAAGGAGGUGCGGAGCCUUCUCAAGCGCAAGAACGGCGACGCUGGCGACGGAGGUACAUUUUUCGAGGACCUACAGGCCACCAUUUUCAGCGAGCUACGCUCGUCGGAAGGCGCGAGGCGCAUGCAGCAACGCCUCUGUGGCCCGACCGUUGCUUUGUCCUUCAAUUUCUUGGUCUCGGUUGGUAUCAUCAUGCUGAACAAAUUGGUACUAGGGAAAGUUGGGUUCAAUUAUCCCAUCUUUCUUACCUUUCUCCAUUACUUGUUGAGCUGGGUAUUGAUGGCCAUCUUGAAUGCAGUCUUCCUACUUCCUGCGGCACCUCCGGCCAAGUCAACCCUCUUUUCUUCUCUAUUAGCUCUUGGUGUUGUGAUGUCUCUUUCUAGUGGCCUAGCAAAUGUCAGCCUCAAAUAUAACAGUGUGGGUUUCUAUCAGAUGGCUAAGAUUGCUGUAACGCCAACAAUUGUUCUCUCCGAGUUUAUGUUUUUGAAAAAGACUGUUUCUUUCCAAAAGGCACUAGCAUUGUCUAUUGUCUCAAUUGGUGUUGCUGUCGCAACUGUUACAGACCUCGAGUUCCAGUUCUUUGGAGCGUGUAUAGCAUUAGCAUGGAUAGUACCCAGCGCGAUUAAUAAGAUUUUAUGGUCCAACUUACAACAGCAGGAUAACUGGACAGCUUUAGCUUUAAUGUGGAAGACAACACCGAUCACACUCUUCUUUUUGGUCCCUCUGAUGCCUUGGCUAGAUCCACCCGGCAUUCUAUCUUUUAGUUGGAAUUUCUAUAAUUCGUCAGCUAUUUUUUUGUCAGCUUUCCUCGGUUUUCUGCUUCAACUAUCUGGCGCUCUGGCCCUUGGGGCGACUUCUGCGACUUCUCAUGUCGUUCUAGGGCAGUUCAAAACAUGUGUUAUCCUUCUUGGAGGGUUCCUUCUCUUCCGUUCAAAUCCUGGGGCGUUAAGCAUAUGUGGGGCUAUCACAGCUCUUGCAGGGAUGUCCUUGUACACAUACCUCAGCAUGCUCGUCUCCGAACAGAAAACAACUAAUGCAGCUCUUCGGCAGUCUUUGUCGUUCUCGUUAUCAAGAUCCAAGCUCUGUAAAGAUGCUAGUGAUCUCCAGAAUGGAGGUGCUACCGGUGAAUCAGUUUGAAGGCAUUCAAAUAUAUGCUAUGUAUCACGGACGUGACUGCAAGGCUCGCGUGUCCGUGCUAGAUACAUGUGUGUCUGUAUUAUAUUUGUGUCCGAUGCGGACACGUAAUGGAUACACAUUUAUACUGCUUCCCAUUAAAAGAUAUACAUAUUUUUUCAUUUUACUUUUUUUCA
Molecule: messenger RNA, 1469 nt
Organism: Ananas comosus (pineapple)
Lineage: Eukaryota; Viridiplantae; Streptophyta; Magnoliopsida; Poales; Bromeliaceae
Exons: 7
Coding region: 121-1296 (391 amino acids)
Cellular component (GO): Golgi apparatus
Molecular function (GO): UDP-xylose transmembrane transporter activity; antiporter activity
Source: RefSeq, a predicted model, not a curated record